UCCAUCAUGGCGUCGAUGCAGAAAAGGCUACAAAAGGAAUUAUUAGCCCUGCAAAAUGAUCCACCCCCAGGAAUGACGCUCAAUGAAAAAAGUGUACAGAACACCAUAACACAGUGGAUUGUAGACAUGGAAGGAGCACCUGGCACACUGUAUGAAGGAGAGAAAUUUCAGCUGCUUUUCAAAUUUAGUAGUCGAUAUCCUUUCGAUUCACCUCAGGUAAUGUUCACAGGAGAGAAUAUACCUGUCCACCCUCAUGUGUAUAGCAACGGUCACAUCUGUCUAUCUAUUCUAACGGAAGAUUGGUCGCCAGCCCUCUCAGUGCAAUCAGUUUGUCUUAGCAUUAUCAGCAUGUUGUCCAGCUGCAAAGAAAAGAGACGACCGCCUGAUAACUCCUUUUAUGUAAGAACGUGUAACAAAAAUCCAAAGAAGACAAAAUGGUGGUAUCAUGAUGAUACAUGCUAAUGUACAAACUUUGUAAUAAUCGUAGAAGAAAGAAGUCCUACUGACCUACGUAAAGCACUUUUUAAUCAUUCAGUCUCUGAACUCUGACCUUUGACUGGAACAAUGGACACCAUGCGCUGGAGGCUUGACUGCAUUUCCCCCCUCCCCCGGGCAGUUGGAUGCAUGUUUUAGUCGGUUGUAAUAUAGAGAACGAAAAACAAUGGAACAUUUUGAUGCACCCAAGAUGGAUCGUUUUUGGCAAAAGGGUUGUAAUGCAGCAAGCAAGGUGGAUUUGUAGUGAGAUAAUUAUAUUUCCUGUUUUCAGAUUAUUAUUAUUGUCCAUUUUUUGUUUGUGUGUGGGUGCAUUUUAAGGUCCUUGUGUUGUGCAAUAAUAACUGAUGGAUGCAUGCUUGGGCCUACAAAAGAGAAAUCCAAAUCUAAUCGUUUUCUGGAAGGGAUCUGAACAUCACAACCCCAAGAAAAUGCUUCAUCCGUUUCUUUAAAAAAAAAUAUUAUUAUUAUAUGCACUGUGAAAGUAUCUAGUUAAAAAAGGCACUAUUAGUACAUUAUUCCCAACUUGCAGUUGCGCUGUAAGCAGUCCUCCACUUGUUUAUCAGGUUAAAGGCUUUUUAGUUUGUGACCAUUUUAUCAAGAGUGAACAAUUCAUCUUCCAUUAGAAACUUGGUUGCAGUUCUUCCUGCUGUCGGCCAGAAUGUCGGUACAGAUGGGAAUAAAACAGAUGUGUGAUAUUAGAUCAGACGACCUCAUUGUACAUCUCCUCAUAACGUUGGGCUGAACCUGUGUAGCGUUCGCUAGUCCAGCCUCGAAGAUAUGCAGCGGCCUCUCUCUUCCAUUUAAAGAAUGUCUGCAAGAGAACGUUGUGGCAUGAUCCAUUUUUGUUUGUAAGGUACAUUUAUUUUUUAAUAUCAUGCUUUAAUCUUCUAAAAAUGUCUGAUUUUUAAAUGUCUUGAGUUCUUUUUUGUACUGUUUUUCAACAAACUGAUACUUUGAAAAGGGGAGGGCAGGGUGUUUUUGAUGGGUCAGUAAGUUUUUUGAUUUUUUCUUUUCUUUUUUGUAUUAUUUAAUUUAAAUCUCCGUUCGAUCUCCAUGAUGGUAGUGAAUGACGAAAAGGAGAGUCUUUGUCGAAGUCGUAAAGUCGAGGCUUUUGUGAUUCCCCCUGGUCAGAGUUUUGGCUCAGGUACUUUUUCAAUAAAGAGAUCACCUCUAAAAAGAUACCUAUCAGAUAUUUUAACUAUAUUUUCACCAAAAGAGACUGUUAUGUUGUAAAAUGAUAACAUGUCUGAAACUAUUGUACAUAAGUCUUGAAAUUGUUGGAUGAUGUGAAAGACAUUAGCAGUUGAUGCAUUUACUUUAUAGCAGAAUGAUAAUAGGAGUGCUUUAUUUCAUUGGAGGUUAGUCUGCAUCUUUUGCUAAUUAGGAUGUGUACAGUCAGCAUUAAACACAACUGUUGGUUAAGAAAAAAAGAAAAAACAAGUUGAGUAGUUUUAAAGUGGGGAUGCAUGCAAUUUUAAAACCCUACUCUUUCUUAUUGGCAUCAGACAUUGUGACAGCUACGAGUCUUUCCAUAACUUUAGGUAAUGGUUUAUGGGGUAUUACAAACCCUCACCUCCAGAGACUCUGUGGCUUUUUUUUUGUCAUUUCAGACUGUAAUCACUCCAUUCCUAAAGAAUUGUUUAUCGCCAUCCAGUCAGAGAUACUUGAAUUUUCCAUCUUGGGUUUGUAUUCCAUUUGGGUUUUUUUUUUUUUUUUUCAGGGUCUAGCUGAGUUUCUUGAAUAAACUUGAGUGAAUGUGAUGAUACUCUAUACUGUAGAGGAGAUUACCACGGCACACCGCUAUCUCAAAACUAUAUUGAUAACUUAAAAGACAUCUAUUUAACCAAUGAUUUUUAUUUUCUUUUUCUUUUUUUUGUUAGCUUCAUUGUAAUGGUUUUCUCUGCUGUCACUGUGAUGUGAGGGGAAAGAAAAAAAUAGACGAUGGGACUGAAACGAUUGUGUAAAUGCAGUCACAACAGCAUUCGUGUGGGGACUAAAAACCUUCACCCAGUGAGCAGUAGAUCAGUAGAGAUUUGAAAAAAACUUGCGAGUGAAUAUGUUACAAGGGUUUGGAUGUGACAUGUUCUAUUUUUAUUUUUCUUCCUAGGUUUUUUUUUGCUCUUUUUAAUGUGGUUUGAACUCUUAGCUUGCAGAUUGUUGUGAGUGAUCAACACUAAUGAGGGUGUGUUAUUUAUAUUUGAAAUUUUGUUUUGGGAUGUGCAAGCUCCAUGUAAUAGGUGCCUGUUCAUUUUCAUAAUCAAUAAUAAAAGCAAAGAUUCACUUUUAU
This is a messenger RNA of Scomber scombrus (Atlantic mackerel), 2782 nucleotides long. RefSeq names its product ubiquitin conjugating enzyme E2 Wb (gene ube2wb). The coding region runs from base 7 to 462 and encodes 151 amino acids. NCBI's taxonomy places the organism in Eukaryota, Metazoa, Chordata, Actinopteri, Scombriformes, Scombridae. The record is from RefSeq and is a predicted model, not a curated record. The transcript is spliced from 6 exons.